CCUUCUCUAGCUCAUUACCUUCCAGUGGAGUUUCACUCUCACCUUUGCUAGUUCUUCCAAACGAAGUUCAUCAUUCCCUUGUUAUUUCUGUAGCUUUUAUUUGCAAGAGAAAACGAAAAGACGAAGGAAAUGGCCGAUAAGUCGGAUUUGAGGUACCAGGCCGGCCAAGCUGCAGGACACGCCCAGGUGAAGAAAGAUGAGAUGAUGAACAGGGCUUCUGAGGCUUGUCAGCAAGGCAAAGAGGAGGCAGGGGGCCUCAUGCAGCAGACUGGUGAACAGGUGAAGCAGAUGGCGCAGGGAGCAGCUGACGCGGUGAAGAAUGCGGUCGGGAUGGACGGCUCCACGACCACCUCCACCACCAGAACCACCACCACCAAGCCAUGAACUGAUCCCAGUUUCAUUGUUUGCUUAAUGUGCUUCCUCUCUGCUGGGUAUAAAUGGCUUAAGUUGCUUUACUUGUGUUCAAUAAUGUAAUGUUGCUGCAAACUGCAUUUUGUCAGCAAGUUUCUUGUUUUGUUUCUUCUCCUUUUCCUUAGUAUGGAGAUCAUGUAAUGGCCUGUUUCGGCCCGAAUUUUGCAAUGGAUUUAGUUUAGUUGGUUUUGCUCUUUAUGUA
This is a messenger RNA of Ananas comosus (pineapple), 613 nucleotides long. Its product is annotated as late embryogenesis abundant protein 29-like. Lineage: Eukaryota; Viridiplantae; Streptophyta; Magnoliopsida; Poales; Bromeliaceae. The coding region runs from base 130 to 384 and encodes 84 amino acids. The transcript is spliced from 3 exons. The record is from RefSeq and is a predicted model, not a curated record.